Molecule: messenger RNA, 204 nt
Organism: Entrophospora sp. SA101
Lineage: Eukaryota; Fungi; Glomeromycota; Glomeromycetes; Entrophosporales; Entrophosporaceae
Source: the annotation of a GenBank genome assembly
AUGGAUGGAGUUAUACUAUCUGGAAAUAGUGGAUUUGGUUUGUGCAUGUUGUCAGAAAAUAAAAAUAUCAUUGAUGACGAUGAUUAUGAAACUUAUAACGAUGUUGAAGAUGACACCAUUGAUGAUAAUAAUAAUGAUGUAAAUGUAAUUGAUACUGAAGAUGAAGAUAAUACAAGAAAAAAAACAACCAAUAAACUUUAUUAG